Molecule: messenger RNA, 1986 nt
Organism: Neolamprologus brichardi
Lineage: Eukaryota; Metazoa; Chordata; Actinopteri; Cichliformes; Cichlidae
Source: RefSeq, a predicted model, not a curated record
CCUCUGACCUCUGUCUCCCUUCAGGAGGCGCCGGGAGCAGAGAUAAAGAAGGCGUACCGCCGCCUGUCCCUGAUUCUGCACCCCGACAAGAACAAGGACGAGAACGCAGAGACGCAGUUCAGACAGCUGGUCGCCAUCUACGAAGUCCUGAAGGACGAGGAGCGGCGCCGCAAGUAUGAUGACAUCCUGCUGAACGGGCUCCCUGAUUGGAGGCAGCCGGUGUUUUACUACAGACGGGUGAGGAAGAUGAGCAACGUCGAGCUGGGCUUCCUCCUUUUCGUCAUCCUCACCGUGGGGCACUACGCCGUCAUUUGGUCCAUCUACCUGGAGAAACAGCUGGAUGAGCUGCUGAGUAAGAAGAAGAAGGAGAAGAAGAAGAAGCUGAACUCCAAACCUGCAGAGGAGCUCAGGUGUGUCAGUCAGGAGCGGGCUGACAGGUACGGUGUGACAUCAUCACCUGUGGAGUUCCUCUGUGUGUGUGUGUCUGAUGUGUGUGUGUGUGUAUGGGCUCAAAAUGUGGUCAUAAAUAUUAAACAGUUUAUGCGAGCUUGUAGCUGCGAUUCAGAGGUUCCUGUGGACGCCGGGACACAGCCAACCUCCUGUUACACACCCUCGAGAUCUGGUCCCGGCUCUGGUUCUGACCCAGUCUCUCUGUUGCAGGAGGUGAAGCAGUACUAUGAGGACUAUCAGCAGAUGAAGCAGGAGCAGAGAGAGGCUGAAGCUGAGCAGGAAGUGGCUCCACGAGAGAAGCGGCCGAAGGUGAAGAAGCCGAAGGUGGAGUUUCCCGUUUACGAGCCAUCGGCAGAGAACCACACCCAGAGCUAUGACCCGACCACAUCUAUCGAGGACAUCGAGGAGCAGAUGGACGACUGGCUGCAGGACCGCAGAGCCCCCAAGAAGAAGGCUGCCGACUGGACUGAAGACGAGCUGAGUCUCCUCAGCAGGUUGAUGGUGAAAUUCCCAGGUGGAACUCCGGGCCGCUGGGAGAAGAUUGCUCACGAGCUGGGUCGAUCUGUCAGUGACGUCACGGCUAAAGUCAAACAGAUGAAAGACAGCGUGAGCCACACCUCAGGUCUGGUGAAGCUGUCGGAGCUAAAGGCGCCUCCUCUUCCUGUGAAGUCACAUAAUGUGGACGACAGCAUGAUGACUCAGAGGGAGGGCGAGGCUUGUGAGGAGGAACAAGAGGAGGAGGUGGAGGCACCGACGGUUCGCAGGAGGAACAGGAAGUGUUCAGAUGGGGGGGAGGCGAAGGUCAGAGGUCGUCGGCAGAGAGAUUUUGACCCGGCGGCGGUGGACGAGGAGGAGGCGGAGCCUCAGCCGGAGCCCACCGUGUGGACUCAGAACCAGCAGAAACUGCUGGAACUCGCUCUGCAGCAGUUCCCUCGCGGGACGCCCGAGCGCUGGGACCGCAUCGCCAAGGUGGUCCCGGGAAAGAGCAAGGAGGAGUGCAUGAUCCGGUAUAAGAUCCUCGCCGAGCUCAUUCAGAAGAGGAAACAAGCCAAGAGCUGAUGCAAGGUUCUGACUCCAUCCCCCUCUGGUCAGGUGACCGGUCCGCUGCCUCCUGAUUGGACAGAAUCACAGGACUUAGAGGAUUGGACAACGAGGCGACACACACACAGAUAACUGAUCAGAAUAUUGAUUAGAGGUUCUUCCAGACUGAGCAUGCUCACAGCAUUGAUCAGAAGUUCUGUGUGAUAUCAAUCGACUGAUCGAUAUUCUGAUUUGUGAUCAUCAGCCGGUCACGCCUUUGCUUUUGGGCCCCACCCUCUGCUGUGUGUGUGAAACAGGAAGUGACCUCACAGUCUGAUGUGCCUUAAUCUCUCUUCAGCCAAUCACGUGUUUACUCAUCAAUAAACAGUAUUUAUUAGCUGCCUAUUUGUUUUUCUUUGACUGAAAUAUUUACAAUAAAACCUUGUUUCGUAUUGAUUGAUUGUCAUCGGCAUUGAUCAGCUCAUGAAAUAAACGUCUGAUUUCUUUUCCUCUUUA